GCGUACACUCGAUAUAAGCAAUCAUCAUAAAUAGAAGUGCAAGAUGGAAAUGUUAAAGAGCGAGGUGAAAUUGCUUUUAUUGCGAAACGCUCAGCUCGAGAACGAAAACACCAAGCUCACGCAGAAUGAACUGUUAAUCAAGCGGCAAUUGUUCAACGAGCGUCAAUUGAGCAAGGUGCUCGAGAUGGUGAAGGCCGCCCAAAAUGACUAUAUCGGCAAACUUAACACUUUGCUCGUUGAGCUCACACACGAUGGCCAGUCCGGCGGCACUGGCGGUCAGUCCACCGGCUUUUCCUACAGUCAAAUCCGCGCCGAUAUUAACAAUUGUGUGAAUGUUUGCAAACGCUUGCAAACCGAGUACGAGUGGUGCAAACGUACGGCCAGUACUGCCGCCACACCCGCCGCCGCCGUCGCCUCCACUCCUCGUAAGGCCAGACCCUCCACAGCAACCAAUGGCAGUGCCGUCGCCGCCAACGGCAGUGAUAAUAGUAAAAGACUGGUCGACACGAUGUCGGCCACCACUUCCGCCGUAAACAAGCCGUUAGAGUUGGCACAGACCUCAUCGGCCUCGCACUCUGCGGCCGACGGCAACGGCUCGUCCAAUGAGGACAUACCGGUCACGAGUGAUGACACGGAUGACGAGGCGCUCAUGUAUGAGGACGAGGACAGCCAAGAGAUGCCCGAACUGGACCUCAUAGACCUCGAUAUGGACGACGAGAUGAUGAUUAACACCGACGGCGAAGAGGAGGACGAUAGGGAUCCGAACGGCGCCGGCGAAGACUACCUCGACGUGACGGACACCGAGUUUAUACCGACGCGAACGCUGCCAAAGGGCGCCCGCAAGACGUUUCCCAACGGCGGUAACGGCGCGCCACGGCUUAUGAUGUCGUCUCCCAUGAAAAGGCACCGGAAGUCCGAUAAAAGAGGCUUUAAGACGUCUCAAAAGUUUGGCGACAAAUUCCGGUGCAAUUGGAAAGACUGUGUAUUCAUAUCCAGUUAUAAGCAAAACGUCGAGAGACACUAUAGAGUGCAUACGGGCGAGCGGCCGUUCAAAUGCCAGUUUAACAAGUGUACGUUCUCGGCGUCACAGGCGGGCAAUCUGAAGGUCCACCAGCAAAGACACGGCCACUUCACGCCCAACGCCCACAAGAUUAGGAUUAAGUCAACGCAUAACGCGGUCAGAGCCUCGCCCGCCAAGAGUCCCGUCAAACGAGAUAAUCAGUGAUCGCUUCUGGAGUACAAAUUGUCGACACAUUUUUUAAAUAUUACUAUUAUUAUAGUUAUGGACUAAUUAUUAAUUAUGAGUUAUAACUAUUAAUUGACAGUUAUUUGAGAGCAGA
Molecule: messenger RNA, 1340 nt
Organism: Medioppia subpectinata
Lineage: Eukaryota; Metazoa; Arthropoda; Arachnida; Sarcoptiformes; Oppiidae
Source: the annotation of a GenBank genome assembly